Messenger RNA from Arctia plantaginis, 747 nucleotides. Lineage: Eukaryota; Metazoa; Arthropoda; Insecta; Lepidoptera; Erebidae. The record is from the annotation of a GenBank genome assembly.
AUGGGGCUGAUGGCUGUGGUUUGUGUUGUGUGGGCCGAUGUUGAAGGUGCUCCCACUGAUGGUAAAAAUCAGUUGGUUGGCGAUAUGCUUUGCCUCGCCGGCUCACUUCUAUUCGCGAUGGUCACAGUUCUCCAAGAGAUGAUGCUAAAAACACAAUCUUGCUCCGAUUAUCUCGCUCUACUCGGUCUAACGGGAAGCAUAGUGUCAUGCACACAAACAUUUUUUUUAGAAUUUAGUGAACUGGUGGCAUUCAAUUGGUACGAUUUAGAUACUAUAGUGCAAUUGGGCAGUUACUGCUCUGUACAAACAAUAUUUCAAAUACUACAAUGUUUUAUGUUGAGAGAUGCAGGGUCGAUUAUAUUACAUCUAUCGUUUUUGUCAGCGGAUUAUUAUACUCUUAUUGCUGGGAUGUAUAUAUUUCAGUUUAAGUUUCACGCCCUCUAUUUCCUGUCGUACAUGUUGGCGAUGGUAGGCGUGUUCUUAUUCAGUGCUAGACCGACGAGGCCACUGCCCCCAAUACCUGAUAGACUGCCACAGCUGGUCAAUGACUCGGUACAAGGUCAAGAUAAUGUUUCUAUGGAAUACACAGUACCAACACUUGACUGCAUACCUAUCGAAGGUCUAGAACCGCCAAUGAGCAGAGACACUACAUUUACCUCCUUUCUCGGCGCUCCACACAGCGUCCCCAACGGCAUAGUGACAUUUGCUCAGAACAACGGGGCCCAAAUAGCUAAAGAAGCCUGUUAA